Molecule: messenger RNA, 500 nt
Organism: Pneumocystis carinii B80
Lineage: Eukaryota; Fungi; Ascomycota; Pneumocystomycetes; Pneumocystales; Pneumocystaceae
Product: histone H2A
Exons: 5
Coding region: 62-454 (130 amino acids)
Cellular component (GO): nucleosome
Molecular function (GO): structural constituent of chromatin; DNA binding; protein heterodimerization activity
Source: RefSeq, a predicted model, not a curated record
UAAUCGCAAAACAAAGAAUAAAAAAAACACGUAUUAACAACUAUCUGAAACUAUUACAAAAAUGUCUUCUGGAGGAAAAGGAGGAAAAGCAGCAGCUAACAAAUCUGGGCAAUCUCGAUCAUCAAAAGCAGGACUUACAUUUCCUGUUGGUCGCGUGCACAGAUUAUUGAGAAAGGGUAACUAUGCGCAAAGAGUUGGAGCGGGUGCACCUGUAUAUCUUGCAGCUGUUCUAGAGUAUCUUGCAGCUGAGAUUCUUGAAUUAGCAGGAAAUGCUGCACGAGAUAACAAAAAAACUCGUAUUAUUCCUCGUCAUUUACAGCUUGCUAUUAGAAAUGAUGAAGAAUUGAAUAAAUUGCUUGGACAUGUUACUAUUGCUCAGGGCGGGGUUUUACCGAAUAUUCAUUCUAAUCUACUUCCUGCUAAAUCUAAAAAAAUGGCGUCUCAAGAGCUUUAAUAGUAUGUUUUAUAUACAUUAAGAUUUAUACACAUGAUUAUUGAGG